Molecule: messenger RNA, 9197 nt
Organism: Ixodes scapularis (black-legged tick)
Lineage: Eukaryota; Metazoa; Arthropoda; Arachnida; Ixodida; Ixodidae
Product: rho guanine nucleotide exchange factor 17
Exons: 22
Coding region: 479-5617 (1712 amino acids)
Biological process (GO): actin cytoskeleton organization; intracellular signal transduction
Molecular function (GO): protein binding; guanyl-nucleotide exchange factor activity
Source: RefSeq, a predicted model, not a curated record
GCGGCGCCAUGCUGCCAGCGCUCCCUCGGCGCCUCCCGCCGCCUGUUGUUGCCGCUGUCAUCCCGCUCUCGCGUCCCCGUCGGCGUUUGCCGUCGCCCGAUCCCCCGCCGCGGCGGUGUCCGCGGCCCACGGCGACCCAGGGCCCUCCGCGACCAUGCCGACGCCAGCCGCCCGCCCCGCAGCCCGAGUCGAGCGCCAGCAGCGACGGGCCAGUGCAGCGAGUUGACCGCUCCGACCCGGGCAACCUGUUGAUUCCCCGCCACUACGACGCCGAGCCUCUCCGCCGACCCGUUCCGGAGCGGCCAACCCGCAGGUCCUGUCCCUCUUUCGCUCCGCCGCGCGCCGAGCUGGCAGCUGAGGGCUCCGCCACGCCGCGGGCCCGUCAGCGGAGCCGGCGGUCCCAGCUGGCGAGGAUGCUGUCAUCCGCCCUCCGACCCCGCCGGCGCAGCGACGACGACGGGACGGCCGCGCCGGUCCCAUGACAGAGCGCCGCGUGUCCGUGCGCGAGCUCGCGCGGGAGCUCGAAGCCCGCGCGGCUCGCGACCAUGGCUCGCCCACCUUGAGCGCCAAGUCGCGGCUGCACGGGCGCCUCGGGCUCACCCGCGCCGACUCCGAGCCCGGGGCCGACGGGGCCCGCGGCGGCCCCUGCCACUGCUGCGCCCAGCCGACUUCCGAGUGCCUGUGCGAGGCGGCCGCCCAGCGCCUGGCCGUGCCGCACGUGCCCCGCAAGAAGGUCUCUGCGCCCGCGAUCACCCCGCUGCGGGAGACCCAGGGCCCCCUGGCGUCGCUGGACGAGGGCUCGAGCUGCGCCGACGUGCGGCUCGCCUGGCAGGCCCUGUGUUGCCGCGCCCCGGGCCCCGAGGCCUCCUCCGCCGCUAUUUCGGAUGAGCCCCGGGCCGAGAAUAGCGGCGCUAUCUUGGGCCCCUCGUCGCAAGGUGACUCGGCCCUCGGAGCCUCCGGCGGCGCGGGUCCUCUGGACGCCAUCCUGCGCUCGCUGGAGCACAUCUGCAGCCAGCUGGAGGGACCCCACCAUGGGCCCGUGAUGCUGCCGGACGCCGGCGAGGCGGCGUCCCGGCUCAACUCGCGCUGCGCCCGCUCGCAGCCCAGCUCGCCCCGUGUGCGCGCCAAGCCUCAGCUGCCGGCUUACCUGACGCUGGCCAGGCGAGCCCGCGACGACGCCCUCGAGAUCGAGCAGAUCAAGUCCAUCCUGGCGUCCAUUGACUUCUCGCGCUACCGCAAGAAGCGCGCCGCCGCGGCACCGGAGGCCCCCGCGGACAUGGAGACGACGCCGCCCGCCGGCGACUCCUCGGCGGCGACGACAACGACGACGACGGCGUCGCGACUCCGUGAGCUCACCGAGAAGCUGAAGAGCCCCGUCGGUGCACCGGGCAGGCCCUCGGACACGUGGAGCCGAAGGCCCGCCGUGCACCGCAGCGCAUCCUUCUCGACGUCGGAGCUGCCCAUCUCGUCGCCGGCCAGGGAGACUCUGACGCUGCCACGCAAGGCAGCGACGGCAAGGCCUUCCUUCGGUGCUACGACAGCCACCGUGGUGCGCGGGACUGCGGCUGUAUCGAGGACGAGCCCGGCCGCCAGGACUGUGCUGGACGACGUCGCGGUGUCAAGCCUGAGCCUCGACUCCGCCGUCGAGUCCAUUGUUGACGAGACCGCGUACCAGCGGGACACGUCGCCCCCCGCGGCGGACCGGAGGGGCAGGGUGCCCCAGCGGUCGGGAUGCCGGUUCGCCCCCAUCGACGACGACGGGACCCGAGGUCCGCCACAACCUCCCGAAAAACGAAAGCGCCGCAAGGGGCUUGCGCCCGUGGAAGGUCCCAAGAAGGAGACCGGACGCUCCCUCACGUACCCACCCCAGCGGAAGACGGCCGAACAGGAGCUUGCCUUCUCCUCCGUGGACAGCAACGGGCUGAAGUCCCUCGGGGGCAGACCCGAGAAGCAACCCAGCGACCUGUCCCUCGCCGACAGCCAUUUUUGCCCCAGCGAAGCGCUGGGGGAGACCUUCGGCGACGUGGUGCAGAGCUUGUCCUCACGACCCGAACAGCGUUCGGAGCAGCGACAGGAGACCAAGUGCAAGAAGAAACACCUGAGCGACCCCAGCGCGGACAACACGGGGACCUCCGUGGAACUGCCCGAGUUCCUCCUGGCCGGCGGCUGCCGGAGCGAGCCCCAGCUGAGCUGCCCCGCGGCUCUGCACAAGCGGCAACACUCGGGCCCUGCCGCCCUGAGCCGCGCACCCCCGGCCCCGCUCUCGGACUCUGAACGUGCCACGUCAGACACCGAGCGAACUUGCAGCCCGCAGCGACGCUAUUCCAAGAAACGUCUUCGCGGACCGUACGGGGAGAUGCUGGAAGAAGAAAUGCGCAAGUCCGGCGAGAAACAGAAGACGGCCUUCUGCGAAGACCUGAGCUUCCUCCUCUCGGCCGAGCGGCAGACGACGACCGCGCAGCCCGUGCAGAAGCAACAGCAGCAGCAGCCGGCGUCGCAUCAGGAACCCCGGUCGAGACCCGCUCACCUGUCCAACAGUCUGUCCCUGGACGACACGCAGCUCAAAGGGUCCUCGUCGCUCGAAGCCGUGCCGGAAGCUGGGCUUCCGCGACGAAAGAUCAGUGCCAACUACCCGCUCACCGGUGCGGACACGUCGCCGUUCCUCAUGUGUGACUCGGACCUUUCGGAUGCGGCCGGCAAGGAAGCGUCGGUGUCGUGGAUGCCUCGCAACGCCGACGUGCAAACUCCCGUGCCGUCGCCAGUGCCGCCGACGCCGGGAUUGCAGCAUCAGGAUCGGCCUGGUGACGGCGAGCGGACCUCGCGUGCCGAGUCUUCUACCGUGACGCUGGCUGAAGAAUCGUCGCCGUUGAGGAGUGCUCCACUGCGCCGUCCGCAGGACACGAGGACGCACGUGGUGGGGGAGUUGUACGACACCGAGAAGUCAUACGUGGAGUCGCUCCAGAUCCUGGUCAAUAAGUACAUGCGUCCGCUCAAGAGUCCGGACUCUGCGGGCACCGUGGAGGGGACGCUGGUGGACGAGAUCUUCUACAUGAUCCCUGAGAUCCUGUCCCAUCACGAAUCAUUCCUGGACGUGCUCCAGCAGAGGCUCGCCUGCUGGGACACUCGCCAGAAAGUGGGCGACAUCUUCGUUGAAUCGUUCACCAAGCAACCUGUGAUAGACACCUACACCGCCUUCAUCAACAAUUGGAAGUCCGCCAAGGAAGCCAUCAAGAUGGCGACACAUGCAAAGCCAUCCUUUGCCAAGUUUCUAGAGCAUACUUCGAGAGAGCACAAGGGCAAGUUGGCCCUGGACGCUCUUCUCAUCAUGCCUGUGCAGAGGAUACCACGCUACGAACUGCUUAUCAAGGAGCUGAUCAAGCACACGCAGCACGACCAUCCGGAUCACCAACUCCUGGUGCUGGCCCAGAAGGAGGUUCAUGAGCUGGCGCUCAAGAUCAACCGCAUGGAGAGGGAGGCCUUCCAGCACGAGCAGAUGCAGCAGAGGGUGCGCGACGUCGAGCAGCUCAUCGAGGGCGUCAUGGACCUGGUUCAGCCCGACCGGACCUUCAUACGCUACGACUUUGUCACGAUUCCAGGCGGCCUUGGAACAAAGAAGGACCGGUGCCUGUUCUUGUUCUCCGACCUGCUUCUCAUCACCAGCAUCAAGAGGAAGAGCGGCACAAUGAGGAAGACGUCACCCUCCUCGUGUUCCCCCUCCGGUUUUGGCUUUGCCGUCUUCGACAUGAACAAGUACAAGCUCUUGCUGAGGUUCUCGCUGGAUAACCUGGACAUUCUGAAAACUGCUGACGUUGGGCUGAAGAGAGCCAUACGAGAAGCCGAGAACUUGGAAGAGGACGUUUCGCUCAUCAGCCAGAUAUCGGAGCUUGUCUCGCGCCUCAACUGUCCUCACCAGGCUUUGGAUGACACUGUUAGGGACAUGAUGACUUCGCUGAACAAGCAGCUGGCUGAACGACAGAGUUACGACCUGCAGCUGCUGAACCUCCAACUUACUGUUACCACUCAGGAAGGGGUGGAGAGCUUGACGAUCAUCUUUCCCUCAACGGAGAAACGCUCCUCCUGGGAGCUGGCUUUCAACGAGGCCAAGCAAAAAUUGGCGCUCUCGACGGAUCGCCGCCCUCCGCCGGAGUUCCUCCACCCGGUGCCCAUCCGCAAGACGCGCGCUGGCCUCCAGUUCACGUGCGCUGUGGCCACACUGGGGCUGAAUGCGCACGGCCUGCGAGACGUAUGGGUCUGCAACAGCGACGGCUACGUGGGGCAGGUGUGCGUGCUCAGUCUGCAGCCAGAACCGACUGUCAUGUCCUGCAACGGCGUCUGCAAUGCACGCAUCCUCUGCAUCGCCUCCAUCCCUGCGGCGAGCCCAGUCAUGAUGUCACUGGGACGUCGGAAAUCCAUAGUACCUGACUCAAAUGUGCUGGUCAGCACAGAUACAGAGGACAAGGAACCAGACGCCGGACAGCAGACACAGUCGAACAAUGGCAAUAUUCAGCUUGACAGUGACUCUAGUGAUGAGGAGGAGGAAGAAAGUGAAGAUCACAGUGAAUCGCAAGACGACGAACGUCUCACUGCUUCUCAGGAGACUCCCAAAGUGCCAAAAGAAGAGGUUGAAGAGAUGGACAAUCACUUCCCCACUAUGUGGCUGGGUACAGAGGACGGCUGCAUACACGUAUACAACUGCAACGAUAAUAUCAGGAUAAAGAAGAACAAAAUGAAGGUCCAGCAUUCAGCGGCAGUCCAUUGCAUCAUAUAUCUGGACAACCGCGUGUUCAUAUCGUUGUCAAGUGGCGAAAUUGCAAUCUACAGGAGAGACCCUGGGGGAGGGUGGAACACGAGCGAACCCCAGAAGGUGCUGGUGGGCAGCAGCGUCUCUCCCGUGCUGCGGAUGUUGGCAGUUGCCGGCCGUCUCUGGUGUGGCUGCCAAAACUACAUCAAGGUUCUGAGCACGGCAUCCCUGGAGGUGGAGCACUCGUUCCAAGUGAGCAGCGAUGCUUCCCGCGCGGUGCUGUGCAUGGUCACUUCCGGGCUUGGUGUCUGGCUGGCCAUCCAGCACAGUGCUGUCAUUCGGCUCUUCCACGCCACGACCUACGAGUGCCUGCAGGAUGUCAACAUAGCCCCGGCCGUCACCAAAAUGCUUUCUGCGUGCGACGACAUCAUUCGACAGCAUAAGGCAGCCUGUCUGCGAGUGACUGCCUUGCUGGCCUGUAAAGACCUGCUCUGGGUGGGCACCAGCGCGGGGGUGCUGCUCACCCUCCCCUUGCCACAUCUCACCUCCAACACAAGCCGCCUGGGCUGUCCGCCCAACAUUGCUGGCGUGCCGCAUGGCCACACGGGCCACGUACGGUUUCUGACGGCGGUGGAGACGACGGAGCCCCCGGGGAGGCACCACCACCACCGGUCGCUGCGGUGCUCGCGGGGCGACGGCGGAGCAGCGACGGGAGCGUCGCUCGCUGGCCGGCGGGCGUCCCUGACGCCAGCCGCGGGCUGCCGCCUGCUGGUCAUCAGUGGCGGUGACGGUUACGAGGACUUCCGCAACGCCGGACUCACGGAGGCCGCCGGCCGAGACGACAGCACCAACCACCUCCUGCUGUGGCAAGUGUGAUGACGCGCGACGGUUCACGCUCCGGCUCCGAGAUCGUGGAGGAGGACCUCGGUCCACGUUGGGGCUCGGGCCGUCUGUGCGGCGUCGAAGAGAGCGCGCGGAGGUUAGGCCUAGUGAGGAGAGACCGCGCGCGGAGACCUACUCGCCUGCAGUGGUAUACUGGCGCUGGUGAAGCUCGGACGACGGUGCGACCGGGAAGGUCUGGGGCGGAGCCAGGACAGUCCGCCCUCUGGGACUGUCCGACAUCUGGGACCGUGCGACUCGAGCUGUCCCCCAUCGAGGGAUAAUCGACGGUCCGGGCCCAGUUCCGCUCAAGGACCGGUCACGGUUUGGACCGACGAUGGUCCGGGACCGUUACUGUCUUCGAGGCUUUGAUACGGGGCUGCAGACGGUUCGCAACAGUCUGCGGCUUUGGACCGUCCACGGUCGAGACGGUUCGUGGUUGGAGGCCGCCUGCCAUCUGGGACGUCCGUGGCUCCGGUGGUAAAGGGACGGGGACUCCCUGCAGUUCGAGACUAUCUGAGGUCCUUCGUGGUUUUAGGGUGUCUGGCAUCCUCGUUCCCGGAGGAAGCGUGUUGUCUGCGGCUGGCUCCCAAGAGAGAGAACUGUCGCCUUCGCGCCGAGACGGCGGGGGCGGAACAAUUUCUUCCUGCAGCGUGACUUCCGACCCGCUCGAGCGAGGAACGACGCUCGCCAGUGUGGGACUUCCGCAAGUGCCAAAGACUCGAAGCUUGGAGAAGGUUGCCGAACGCGUGGCCAGCGAGGGGACCUGAGUCCGGUUGCUGGCCGCACCUUGCGAAUGUGGACUUUGCACAAAAUUGUUUUUCUGUCAGUGCCGUAACUCGAUUUGGUUGUGGGGUUUCUUCGGGGUGCACGUGGCCCCGGAGAAAGUUGUCGGCAGUUGGAUUGUGGGGGUCUUAGAGAACCAUCUGGCCCCGGCGGGCCGCCAGCUCUUGCAUACUGAGCCGUCACCGACGCUUCCAGCAAAUGCAUCAACAUAAUGCCGCCAAGUUGUGUGCAACUGCCGCUGUUUGUGCCGUACCAUUUUGUGUCCCAGAAUGUAUUUGCUGUCGCAGGCGUAGGUACUGCUCGGAUCGAGCGCACUGUGGCUCACCCUGUCGAGGAUUCGGUGGUCUUGCCAUCACGGAUGAUGCAGCAGUUCAUAAUACCUCCUCGGUAUUACAACCCAGCCAAAUGUUUUUCAUGUUUUGUCUUGCCCUUUGAAUUUGACUCGACGGGCAGUUCUCGCUGCGUGCCAAGGAGAUUUUAAAGCUUCCAGUUACCUCGUAGCGUUCCCACGAUAAGUCAAGCACAGGCAUUUGAUUGGAUCAGCACGAUGUAUGCACACUGCACUCUGCUGUUGGAUCCUUUGGUUGGAGAACCGUCUCGAAUUUCUACCCGAGCUCACGUUCCGUUGAGAAAUCGUUCAUGUUACCUUCGCACUCCCAACUCGCACGUCACGUGCAGACUGGGCUUUCUUAACUUCAGUUGAUGCGGCAAAGCCGGAACGUUUGUGCGAAGCAUUGCCGGUUUCUAAUUAGACUCUUCUCAGAAGAACUUAAAGGGUGAACAAAAGUUUGUAUUUUUUUGCUGUCUAUAGUGAGUGAACUGGAUACAUUGUAAAUCUGUUAAACUUUGGAACUCCGACGAAGGGCGCUUGGUUCUUGCAAAGACAUUUGAGCUGAUAGCUAAGUGUUUGCAACGACAGGUGCAUUUGGCUUUCAGUUUUACUGAGGCCAUUAUAAUGUAGUAAGUUCGCAAAGCCAUUUGAGCCAGCAAAGUUUGUUCAUGGUUUUAAUGCUGGGCUUCUGUUUCUAUCACGUAUGCCCUGGAGGAUUGAGCUGAGUUUGGAGCUUUAAACAUCAUGGCCCUGAUGUCUCUCCUGGUGAGAGGGCUUUGCUGCAGGUCAAUGAUAGAAUAUACCUUUCGUAAAACACACCGCUUUGAAGACUCGGGACUGAUGUAACAGUCCGAAAGCAUGACCCGUGGUGUCCACCCGCACAGUGCAUCACGCUUUGUCACAAGUUUUUGACAUACCUACGAUGUUACCAUGGAUGGUGCACCAUCCCACUGAUCUUAGCUUUUGGAAUGAAAGUGCAGCCAACCAUUAGUCACAUUGGCUUGUUCCCACUUCAGCAAUACCACAAAGAACUAUUUUAGAAGCGAAAACGUCGUCAGGUUUUAGUCAGUCGUGCCUGUUAUAGCUUUACAAAAGAAAAUCUGUCCAUUUAAAGCAUACAGUUUCCAUUUCAUUACCAAACAAAUACUGUGGCUAAGUUUACUUUUCUCGUAAACCGUUCCCACUGACUUCAGGCGUUGAGGGAACAAUAAGUGAGCUAGAAGACUAAGGGUUAACUGGUUAUCGUCUUUUGCAAAGUGAGAAUGGCAGCAAGAGUCUUUCGAAUGCCCAGGCUCCAAAUUGUGCUUUUAUGCUUUCUGCUGGGCCUUGGCUGGAGGCGCAGGUGACGCUGAAGCAUCCUCUAAGGUCGGAAGCUUCUCGCUACCGUUCUCAGUGACUGUAGACGAUUAAAGAUUAAACCGACUAGCAUGCUUAAAACAAGCGGUAUUGAAAGAACGCUUUGUUACGUCACAUAGUAUGUGAAACCUAUACGGAGUGCAAAGCUGAGCGCAAGUUUGUCUGCUUCUUUUGCAGGGGUUGUAGAACGUGAAAACGUCGAGCUCUUAUUGGCUCUGAUUGAAGGAUAGCGGGCCCGACCUCAAGGCAGCUUGCUUCGAGGUCUACCCAACUAUCCUUCAAUCAGAGCCAAUCAGAGCUCGGCGUUUUGACGUCACCACAACCCCUGCAAAAGAAACAGACGAACUUGCGCUCUGCAUGGGCCUCAAGUCAUUGAUUGUGACUGGCUAGGCAAAACUUGUGUGCACUUUCAGAGCGCUCUUGCCCAUUUGUAUUCGAAUUGUUGCGAGGUGAAUCCAACGACCCAUUUUCUCCCAGUUGCCCAGGCGAGCAGUUCUGACGGGGACGACGUAAAGACAACGAAAAACGCACCAGGGCUGGAACGGACUCCGUUUCCUGCCCGAAGCACUCUCCGGGCUGCGCCCGUAGUUUCGACGCGGGUUCCACAUGGUCGCCCGCUCCUUCUUCUUUCGUGUGGCAGAAUUUCCUCAGAAGUGCACCGAGCACUUAUGUACAUUGUUUACUUUUCAUCACGCUGUUUCGUGGACGGAGAAAGAGGGGCGAGACAAACGGGAAUGCAGGAAAAGAGAAUUGCCGUUGUUGCACGUUCAGGUUGACCUGCAUGUGCUCUCUUUCUCUCUCUCUCUCGAUUUCUUUCACUGUUGAUGUCUCGUGCUCGUCACUGUUGUCACACGGUUCCGUUCCAUCUGUUUGUUCGUUUGUUUUACGAGGAAGGACCCAUAAAAUGUGUAUAACUGCGGAGAGGUGAGCGCAGGUCGGAAGGCGUACGGCGGGAGAUGACCUUCCGUUAGACUCGGUUUUGUUUGUUGUGUUUGUUUGCCCACUGCUUUACUCAUCUCUGUGUAAACUUUGCACUCAAUGAGAACGAAGAAAAAACAGCAAAAAAUGGACAAAAAAAAAUAAGAGGUGUCAUUCACAGAGAAA